GUUUGACGUGGCUGCUGUCAAAAACGUCAAAAAUGAGAAACUGACAUUUUCUAUUGUAAACAGAUUUUUUGUAAAAAGAGAAUUGACUGUGAUGAUUUUUAGCAUUAAGUAUUAAAAAAAAAAAUUCAGUUUUAAUAUAUAUUUCACAAUGGAUUUAGCAGUGACUGAAGAAAAUUGCCCGGAAAUAUUGGAAAGACUUCAAGAAGCAGAGGUAACAAUUAACAAGCAAUUGAAUCACAUUCUUUCGCGACACUAUCAUGUCGAGUCAAAAUUGCAAAAUAUAAGCAAAGUUUUGCCUAAUGUGGUUGUAAUUCGAGCAGAGAGUGAAAAAUUUCGCGAUAUGAUUAAUCACACUAAUGACUUGGCUGAAAAAGUUAGUGCUAAAGUUCGACAUUUGGAUUUAGCUCGGAGCAGAGUUUGCGAAUGUCAAAGUCGAGUUAAUGAUAUACUUGACUUGCAACUUUGUAGUCAGGGUGUGGCGACAGCUUUGAAAAAUGAAGAUUACGAACAAGGAGCAGCCCAUGUUCAUCGAUAUUUAUCAAUGGAUCAAAAAUUAUUGGAAAGAACGGCAGAAGAUGUUUCGGGAGAUCGUACAACAAUCACCAGUUCAUUGGCAACUUUACAACAAGCCGCUCUUGAAUUGAGAACAGUUGUCACACAUAAAUUCGACGAAGCUGUCAAAUCCGAGGAUUUGGCAUCUGUUGAGAGAUUUUUCAAAAUUUUCCCUUUACUUGGAAUGCAUUCCGAGGGGCUUAAAAAAUUUUGCCUUUAUCUUUGCUCAAAGCUUCAGGAAACUUCUCAAAAAAAUUUGAAAUCAGCUUUAGAUAUAAAAAAUUCUGACAAAAGAGCUCCGGUAAUAUUUGCCGAUACGAUAACAUUAUUAUUUGAGGGCAUUGCAAGAAUUGUGGAGAUUCAUCAACCGAUUAUUGAAACUUAUUAUGGACCUGGACGACUUUUUACUUCAAUUACAAUCUUGCAAAAAGAGUGCGACAGGCAAAUUAAGAAGAUUAUUGCGGAAUUUAUGAAACAUAGAAAUAUUUCUAAGAAGGUCCAAACGAUAAAUGAUUAUUUAAGAAAGCAGGGUGGAGAAAAAGCUGAUCCUAAAGAAUUGGAUUUACUCCUAGGCGAGAUAACAAUAAUGCACGCUCGAUCUGAACUCUAUAUUCGAUUUUUAAGAAGACGAAUUAGCAGUGAUUUAGAGAUUAGUACAACAGAUACAACUCAGCGAAAAGCAUCGAUUAAUGAUUUUGAAACAUUUGUAAACAAUUCGGAAUUAGCGAGAAGUAUGCAAGAAUUAUUGGGUGCUUAUUUAGCAUUGGAGAGAUAUUUUUUAGAAGAAAGCGUUAAUAAAGCAAUUGGAAUGGAUGUUCUCGAUCAAGAACAGCAGACAUCUAGUAUGGUUGAUGAUGUCUUUUUUAUAGUGAAGAAAUGUGUGAGGCGAGCAAUUUCGAGUUGGAGUAUUGAUGGAGUUUGUGCGGUAGUAAAUAUGGCUUGUGGAAAUUUAGAGGGAGAAUUUACAAGCAGAUUAAGAAAUCGUUUAAGACAAGGUUAUCCAGCAGGAUAUUUAGAUUUGGCUCAGGCAUAUAAUGCUCUUCAAACGAGCUUUCAACACGGACGACUACAAACAUCCGACACUGAACAAGGACGAUUAAUGUUCUUGGCAUAUUUAAAUAAUACAGACGUGAGCAUCGAGUAUGUGGAGACACUGGGCAAAAGUUUGAACAUGGAAAUAAAUCAGGCAUUUUCGAAUAUGCAAGAUAAGGAAAGAGGAAAAGUCGAUAGUUGUUUGGCAGGUCUUAAAAGUGUAACUCACAGUUUAAGAGCUGUCAUUGAUUAUGGAUUACAGCAAUUAAGAGCAAGUGCCGUGAAACCCCGUGUAACACCCUGGGUUGAUGUUUUUCUUUCCAUAAAUCAUCAUAUUAACGAAGACGAAUUACUUAGAUACGAAACCGAUGAACCUUUCGUUCAAACGCUCAUUCAACAUCUAGAAGGACUACUUCAUGGAUUUAAAGAUAUUCUAACAGCUUCUAAUUAUGAUGCUUUAAUUGGAAUUCUCACUGCUGAAGUCACGGCACGUUUAGAAAAAGUGGUACUCAAAUGCACUUUUAACAGAGCUGGUGGACUAAUUCUAGAUAAGGAAAUUAGAUCACUAGCAAGCUAUUUAGCAUCGGCAACUUCAUGGUCUGUUCGCGAUAAAUUUGCAAGAUUAAUGCAAAUAGCGACAAUUUUAAGUGUUGAAAAAGUUGAAGAAUUGGCCGAUUAUUGUGGAGCUGAUGCGAUCGCAUGGCGACUCACACCACAAGAAGUCAGAAAAAUCGCUGGUCUCAGGAUAGAUCUCAAAAGCGAGGAUAUUAAAAGACUUAAACUUUAAGAAGAAUAAGAAGAAGAAAAACGAAUACCAAUAUCUUUUAUCACUGUAAAAAAUUUUAACACAAAUAAAAAAAUAGAAUCUUAUAAAAA
Leptopilina boulardi is the source of this 2460-nucleotide messenger RNA. It is a transcript of the gene Cog4, whose product is annotated as conserved oligomeric Golgi complex subunit 4. Lineage: Eukaryota; Metazoa; Arthropoda; Insecta; Hymenoptera; Figitidae. Bases 149 to 2371 code for a protein of 740 amino acids. The transcript is spliced from 10 exons. The record is from RefSeq and is a predicted model, not a curated record.